AUAUAACUUAAUCCUUUAACCAAAGGAGUAAAAUCGUUUGUGAAUGUACGUGUUUCAUCUCGUAACAGCAACUUUCUUUUGCACGAGUGCUGCAUACGUCGAUCGACUGUGACUUGCACUGCAUGUGCGUUUAGUUAUUCAAUGUAAUGUAUUUAUACAAUACUUACUGUACGUAAGAUAGGCGUGCUAAAGUGUAAUGUGGUAAUUGAACUAUUGUGUUUUAGUUCAAGUGCAAUAGAACUGCGAUUAAGCUAAGUAAAUAGUGGUUCGGUCGAUUCUGUUCCUACUGGAACAGAGAGCGAGAAGAAAGUGCAAGUUUCAGGGGUGUCAACAGUGCAAGAUUUAGGGGUGUCAACGCCAAGAUGUGGGCGUGCGAUGCUGGUCUGACGUCCACGAUCGUGGAGAGCUACGCGGGCGCGGGGCCGCUCUUCGUGAACACGCUGCAGACAUUCCUGGCGGCGCACUGCGCGCUGGUGGGAGACCAUCUGUGGCCCGCUGAUGCCAAGGAGGAAGUGCUUAGAGAUCCGUACUAUGACUUCAUAGUGGUGGGCGCUGGCUCUGGCGGGGCGGUGGUGGCCAACAGACUGAGCGAGGUGCCGGAGUGGCGGGUGCUGCUGGUGGAGGCCGGAGGGAACCCCACCCUCGGCACUGAGUCGCCCCAAAUAUUCUAUGCCAACCUGAAAACCAAACUAAAUUGGGAUUACAAGACGGAGCCCCAACCAGGAGCCUGCGGGGCCUACAAAACCAAAGGAUGCUCGUGGCCACGGGGCAAGGUUCUGGGCGGCAGCAGCAGCAUCAACGCCAUGUUCUACGUGAGGGGCAACAAGGAGGACUACAACGAGUGGGCCGAGGCCGGCAACACCGGCUGGAGCUACGACGACGUCUUACCAUACUUCAAGAAGAGCGAAGAUUUUUACAAACCACUUACAUCAGAAACAGCCGAGCAUCACGGCUCCGGCGGAUACCUCCACGUGGAGCACACCGAGGAUGUCGCUGAUAUAGAAAAGCUGUUGCUCCAAGCAAAUGCUGAACUUGGUCUGGAAAUAACUGAUGAUAUAAAUGGAGCUCGACAAUUGGGCGUUACAAGGGCGCUAACUACAACCAAAAAUGGUGUAAGACAGAGUACUGCUCGAGCUUUUCUUAGCCCCAUUAGAGACCGCCCAAAUUUCCAUGUCUUAAAAGACACGCUAGCGACCAAAAUUCUGUUCAAGCCGAAUACGAAUGAAGUGGCUGGUAUUCUAGUCAAUAAAGAUGGUGAAGAUAUUGAAGUUUAUGCCAAGAAAGAAGUGAUAGUAUCUGCUGGAGCCAUUAACACUCCACAGCUGCUAAUGCUCUCCGGUAUCGGACCCAAGCAACAUCUCGAAAAAAUAGGGAUUGAAGUUAAAUCGGACCUACCAGUUGGUGAAAACUUACAGGACCACCCAUUUGUUGCCAUGAUGUUCACAACCAAGAGUGAUAGCGACCUCGCAUCUCUUCCAAAUAUUGUUGGAGGUGUCUCCCAGUACUUGCUACAUCAGAAAGGUCCAUUGGCCGAUUUGAGCCCUCACAGAAUUGUUGGGUUUACCAACACUUUAGAUCCAAAAGCUACUUUUCCAGAUGUUCAAACACAUUACGUUGUUAUGGUACCUAAUCUAACGAAUAUUGUCGAUUAUUUUGCUAUUCACGAUUCUUCGCAAGAAGUACAGGAACAAUUUCAGGAAAUUAUUAAAGACAACUUUGUUUUAAUUCCUUAUUCAGUAUUGCUUAAACCAAAUUCAAAGGGAAGAAUACUACUAAAGAGCAAAGACCCUAAAGACAAGCCAUUAAUUUAUGCAAAUUACUUUGAUGAUCCAGAGGACCUGAAAACUAUAAUCAGAGGCAUGAGGUUUAUAGCAAAGUUUCGAGACACAAAAUCAUUCCAGUCCAUUGGUUUAAAGUUGCGUUGGUUUGAGCUAGAAGCUUGCAAGGGGCUUGACGAAGAAUCUGACGAGUUCUACGAAUGCAUGGCGAGACAGAUGACAUUCUCCCUUUAUCACCCUACAAGCACGGCAAAAAUGGGUCCAGAAAGUGAUAGUUUAGCCGUCGUAGACCCAGAGCUACGAGUGAGAGGCGUGCGGGGACUGCGAGUGAUGGACGCCAGCGUGAUGCCGAGCAUCGUGAGGGGAAACACCAACGCGCCAGUGAUCAUGAUCGCGGAGAGAGGGGCGGAUCUCGUGAAAAAAAUUUGGGGGAAACUUGAGCGUGUAAAUCAUUCUGAGUUGUAGAUGUACAAAUGUAACUAAGUGAAGUAGGUUUUAAGGGAUAUAAGUUGUCGUAUUACAGUUGUUUUUGUUAUACUGAA
Plutella xylostella (diamondback moth) is the source of this 2320-nucleotide messenger RNA. Its product is annotated as glucose dehydrogenase [FAD, quinone]. Gene Ontology annotation, molecular function: oxidoreductase activity, acting on CH-OH group of donors; flavin adenine dinucleotide binding. Lineage: Eukaryota; Metazoa; Arthropoda; Insecta; Lepidoptera; Plutellidae. The record is from RefSeq and is a predicted model, not a curated record.